AAAAACUUAAAAUCCAUUAGUUUUAAAACUUAAACAUGAACGAGCCAAACGCAGCCUAGGUAGAAAAGAGGAACGGACUUUGCAACAAAAAACUCGCGAUCAAACAAAUUUUUUAUCCAACCGCCUCGUUAAUCUUCCGGCGUUGAUGAAUCCUGUCGUAUUCACUCACCUUACUGUUGGAAGUCAUCGACAUCUCGCAUCACUUUCAAACAAUAAAACAAACGAGUUAAAGAAAAAUGAAAACCGGGGGUAAAAAUAAUUAAUUAAAAAUAAAAAAUAAAACGCGCUUCACUUUAAAGCAAGCUCUUUAUUCUUCUUCUAAUUCAAAACUUGAAAAAAUUACUCAAUAAUCUCUCUUUCUCUUUCUCUCGACGGCACUUCCUUUGGUUCUCACGCAGAUCUGACGGUGCCGUUUCUUUACUUAGCCAGGUCAGAUCUAGCUGAUCCGAACUGACGCCGUUUUAGUCACCGGCAACGAUCUUUGCUUUAAAGAGAUGGAUAAUUUGAUUUCUCUUGUGAACAAGAUUCAAAGAGCUUGCACGGCUCUUGGUGAUCACGGAGAGGGAAGCGCAUUGCCUACUCUUUGGGACUCUUUGCCAUCGAUCGCCGUCGUCGGUGGUCAGAGUUCAGGGAAGUCUUCGGUGCUGGAAAGCAUUGUCAGCAAGGAUUUUUUACCUCGUGGAUCCGGAAUUGUUACUCGGAGACCUCUGGUGUUACAGCUUCAUAAGAGUGAUGAAGGAAGCAGAGAAUAUGCUGAGUUUCUUCACCUUCCAAGGAAAAGAUUCACCGAUUUCGCUGCUGUCAGAAAGGAGAUUCAAGAUGAGACGGACAGAGAAACCGGCCGAACCAAACAAAUCUCCAGUGUUCCAAUUCAUCUUAGUAUAUAUUCUCCGAACGUUGUCAAUUUGACCCUGGUUGAUCUUCCUGGUCUUACGAAGGUUGCAAUAGAGGGUCAACCGGAUAGCAUUGUGCUAGAUAUUGAGAAUAUGGUUCGCUCCUAUAUUGAGAAGCCUAACUGUAUAAUCUUAGCAAUUUCACCUGCUAACCAAGAUCUUGCCACAUCAGAUGCAAUUAAAAUCUCACGUGAGGUGGACCCUACAGGGGAGAGGACUUUUGGUGUCUUGACAAAGAUUGAUCUGAUGGAUAAGGGCACUGAUGCAGUUGAUAUUUUGGAAGGAAAAUCGUAUCGGCUGAAAUUCCCUUGGAUUGGUGUUGUGAAUCGCUCACAAGCAGAUAUUAAUAAGAAUGUUGACAUGAUUGCUGCUCGGCGAAGAGAACGUGAGUAUUUUGCUAAUACGCCAGAGUAUAAGCACCUUGCUCACAGAAUGGGAUCUGAGCAUCUUGCUAAGAUGCUCUCAAAGCAUUUGGAAACUGUGAUCAAGUCCAGAAUCCCAGGCAUUCAGUCCCUUAUUAAUAAGACAGUUGGUGAACUUGAAACUGAAUUGAGUCGCCUUGGAAAGCCUAUUGCAGCUGAUGCGGGCGGAAAGUUGUACACAAUCAUGGAGAUAUGCCGUCUUUUUGAUCAAAAUUACAGAGAACAUCUGGAUGGCGUGUAUGUAUCACGUGUGUUGUUUUUCAUCCUUAAGUCACAUGUCUACCGCUUCUUUCAUGUUUGCUAUUUUUGUAGAGAUUCUAUUUUGACUUUCAUUGUUGUUCACAGGCGUUCUGGUGGUGAUAAGGUUUACAAUGUUUUUGACAACCAACUUCCUGCUGCUUUGAAAAGAUUGCAAUUUGACAAGCAACUAUCAAUGGAGAAUAUUAAGAAGCUCAUUACUGAAGCUGAUGGAUAUCAGCCUCACUUAAUAGCUCCUGAACAAGGAUAUCGUCGUUUAAUUGAAUCUACUUUAAUUACUAUCAGAGGUCCAGCUGAGGCUGCUGUUGAUGCGAUUCAUUCCAUUCUGAAGGACCUGGUUCACAAGGCUAUCAAUGAGACUCCAGAGUUAAAGCAGUACCCUGCUCUCAGAGUAGAGGUUGGAAAUGCUGCAAUUGAGUCUCUUGAAAGAAUGAGGGAACAGAGCAAAAAAGCAACACUUCAACUGGUUGAUAUGGAAUGUUGUUACCUUACAGUUGAUUUCUUCCGAAAGCUUCCUCAAGAUGUUGAGAAGGGUGGCAACCCUACACAAUCCAUAUUUGAUAGAUACAAUGACUCAUACCUCAGGAGAAUUGGAACAACAGUCUUGUCUUAUGUUAAUAUGGUCUGCGCUAGUUUGCGCCACUCCAUUCCAAAGUCCAUUGUUUAUUGUCAAGUUCGUGAAGCUAAAAGAAGCCUGCUUGACUUUUUCUACACUGAAUUGGGUAAACUGGAGCAAAAACGAUUGUCAGCAUUAUUGAAUGAGGAUCCAGCAAUCAUGGAGCGACGCAGUGCUCUUGCCAAGAGGCUGGAAUUAUACAGGAGUGCACAAGCAGAAAUCGAUGCGGUUGCUUGGUCCAAGUAGACUGAUGAAAUCAGAGUCACACUGGGGAAGAACCGGGCAGGGUUUUUUUUUGUUGUAAUUUCAUUAAGGCAAUAGUUCAACCUUAUUUCAGAAAGCAACAUAAUUUGUUGUGCAUGCUACAUUUUUAUAACUCUAUAUGAUAUUCGAAUGUUUGCGCCGUCUUGUAUUUUGCGCUUGGCUAAUGUGCUUGCUUCUUUUGUAAA
Durio zibethinus is the source of this 2638-nucleotide messenger RNA. Lineage: Eukaryota; Viridiplantae; Streptophyta; Magnoliopsida; Malvales; Malvaceae. The record is from RefSeq and is a predicted model, not a curated record.